UGAUUUCUGUACUCAUCAUUCAAGUCUACUGGCAGCUUGAAGAGAACCAGCGAAUAACUUGGAAAAGAACUAUUCUUCAAGGCUCGAAAUGGUGAGAGAAUCUUAUCGUAAAAUAAUGUUUUUUGUAUAAUAUAGUAUACUCGUAUAAACUUUUCCAUGUAGAGGAUUCAACACGCUCCACGCUUAGGCAUGUGAGUACCUACUAAGGCCAGUUUUUAAGGUGGCCCAUCGACCUCUCUAAUGUACGGCGGUUAUCGCUAGUUAUGCUCAGAAUCUAACGACCAGUUCAACCUGUCUAGUUAAGUUGUUUAGCUUGUUGAAUAAUUGGAUGCUUGAUAUUCUCUUGAGCGAGAUCCUUGAGCUUUCUCUUCCCUUAAACAAAUAACCACAGUUACGGCGAUUUAUGACGAAGCGAACCCAGACACAAGAUAAAAAAAAAAAAAAAAAAGAAAUGGCCAGCAUUGCAGCAAGAGUUAACUGUGUAUUAUUCAAACAUAUUGGCGACGCUACCAAACAACGAACAAGCUCGCCAAGAUAGAGCAUCGAGGCGUGGAAUCCGAAGGUCUGGGGUUUGAUUCCUAAUGCGAAGUAAGAAGUGUUUCAUAGAGAGGAUUCCACGCUUAAUCGUGUCCAAUAAAACCGACACCCCACAAAAAUGUUCAUCUCCAUCAUGUCAAGAGAACAAUUGGCGUUCUGCCCGACGAGAUAUCCGAUAAUUAUUACUGACCGUGAUGGUCACAUGAUGCCUUUCUAACAGUAGGAAUGAGUUUGCGAUGUAUCAACAAAUAAUGUUGUAUUGUUUGUAGACUGCAGAUUGGAAAGCUUUGUGUUUCAUCGCGAUUUUCUUCACUGGUCAAAGCGUGAACUCACAGGCCUCAGGUAUUUAAAGCAGUUUAUUUAUUUACGACGUCGAUUUAUUUUUGAUUUUUCAUUUAGGGGGGAAGGGAACGGGACUUUGAUCAUCCUUAAAUCAGGACUGCAAGCAACUCAGUUGACAUACACGUACUAGUCCUUUUUUUUUAAUUUUAACUUAUCUUUUAGUCAAAGGAACUCGAGAGACUCUAAACCAAAUCCUGUUCCUUCUGGGAUGAGGUAAUGCCCAAAUUAUGGAUUAACAGAAAUUAAUUGAAAUUGCACGCCUCUCUCGUUUGUUGACAUUAUGAUUGAGAUUUUACCACUUCAAAGAGAGAUUGGAAACGUUUCAGCCACGGGGUAACAUGAGUCAAAAAUACACGUACACACAAACAUGUCAACAUAAGGUAGUUUAACCGAAUCUAACACGUGCUGUCUUAAUGUAAAUGCUCUGUUUAUCGAUUCUUUGAGUGACAAACUUGAAAAAUACAAGCUUCUUUUUUCAAGAUGAGCAAAUUACAAAUGCCUCGUCGACAACAACAAGAUUUUAAAAAUAAUUUUAAAACCUUUAUCAUGAGAUCUCAUUUGGCACAUAUUUUGUCCACACCCAACCGAAAACCAGGCUAUUAUUGAUUUAAAGUUGGAAGCUUGGUGAAGACUAGGUUUCGUGACCAAAUGUAAUGAAGAUUAUCUUUCCCUUAGGUAACUGGCAGAAGGCAAAUACUGCUCCAGUGUGUUUUGGCACCAGGGAUACUCAGCCUGGAUCCUUCUACCUGCCAUCUGGCGGCGGACUGGCCGCUAUAAAGUUGGUCCACUUGUACGGUUACGUGUCCUGUGACGUUAGACAUCCCCAACACUGGUCAUUUUGGGGGUGUGGUCAACAUAGCAGUUUAAAACAAGAGGUUGAUGUGGUCAUAACAACAUCGGACGACAAACAGAUCAUUUUGCCGCCAGCAGAAUUCAUGAAGUACAACCACCAAGGAGGCAAGUGGGCCAGGGUUCCCGGAUAUGACUCAUUCUCCAAAGAGAUUGUGCUAACCCCAUUUGGCAAGCCUUAUCCAGUAGUUGCUGGUCAGCAGCUUCACCUUUGGUACGCUGAGGAUCUGCAAAAUUACACGGAGGGCGACAACGGAGGCAGAGUUUGUUGUGAUGUUUAUGCUCAGUUUCAAGUAUAGCUUUCGUUUUCGUAUUGGCCAUAUUUUCAUUAAGUGACAUUAGGUGCAAUAAUCAAUGCGAUGAUCUUAGAGUGAGCUCUCUCCUUCAAAACUGUUGCAUUUCCAAGUUUUUUUGUUUCGUUCAUUAGGUUGGUGUAGACAAGCUUACAAGUUUUUUCACACAACUAACCUCCUUUGAAUUUCGACGUUAGUUGUUGUUACUGUUUUGAUUUUAGAAAAAAAAUAGCAAAUAUUAUGUUAUGUAAUUUCAGGCAGCGAUGACGUAGAACAAAACGAUAAAUUACUGGAUGUACGAUUGGCCAGUAAAUCAUGAGCAAAAUAAAUGGGC
Molecule: messenger RNA, 2355 nt
Organism: Pocillopora meandrina
Lineage: Eukaryota; Metazoa; Cnidaria; Anthozoa; Scleractinia; Pocilloporidae
Source: the annotation of a GenBank genome assembly